CUUGCACGCGUGUCUUGGAUUCACAUUUUCGCCACGAUGUUGCCUUUCAAGAGAACUUUUGAGAGUGAAAAAGAACAACUGCAGGAGCUGAACACCAGACUCGCUCACUACUUAUCCAGAUCGAAGCAGCUGGAGCAGGAAAACGCACGUCUGAUCGCCGAAAUAAAGCAACUCAGACAAACCCGGGCGGCGGAAUGCGAGCCUCAGUUCAAGGCGGAGAUGCGCCAGCUGAGGAGGACGGUGGACCAGCUGUCCGUGGAGAAGUCCCAGGCCGAGAUGGAGAGAGAGAAACUGUGGCAGGAGCUGCAGAUGGUCCAGGGUCUGCGCAGCCAGCAGACUCAAGAGUGCAAAGACAUCAGCGGGGAGCUGAAAGGCUGCGAGCACGAGCUUCACUGCGCGCACCAGGCCAACCGUGACCUCCAGCAGCGUUUGUUUCAGCUGGAGAACCAGUACAAGCAACUGGAGGAGACGCACAGGCAGCAGGUCCAGCGUCUGCAGCGGCAGGUGGAGUCCCGGGCGGUGACCGUCGUUACGCAAACUCCUCCAGCGGCUGCGUCCUUGGAAGAAGUGCAGCAGUACGCGCGCGGCGUGAGCGCAGGAUGGGUCCAAACCUUUGACAUGUAUCAGAAAAAGCUGGAGGAAAUGGAGCAGCGCAUUAAAGACGACCAGGCCAGACUCAACGACCUGCACGCAGACAAGAUGCUUUACGCGUCGGAGCUGGGCAAAUUACGCGCAGAGGCGGAGAGGCAAAGCCGCAUCCAAAUGCGUCUGGAAGAGGAACUCAUGCACGCGCAGGAAAAAUUCGGCGUCGACCUCGGUGAACAUCAGAUGAUUAUAGAAGAACUGGAGCGUGAGAGGAACAUGAUGGCUGACACGAUUGCAGAGAAGUUGCAUGAACGCCAGCAGCUGCUCCAGGUCAAAAUGGACCUGGGCUUGGAGGUGGCUGCUUACAGGGCUCUUCUGGAAGGUGAGAGAGCAAGUCUACAAGACUCAGACAGGAGACCAAAGCAACCUCAGAGACAAAGAAUAAUAGAUAUCAAGAUGCCAGCCCAACCCUACAGUCCGAGAGCUUCCUCUAACACCAGACAGCAAGUGGAUAUCAGGUACACGCAGCAGUCUUCCAACCUGAGAAGAUCCCCUUUGGUGUCAUCUAGGUCCUUAAGUCCCUCUAGGGUAAUUCCUAUUUCAGUCGCAGGCAGAGUCCAGCAACAGAGUCCUGCCUCUAGACGGGACAUGAUCUCAUUUGCCAAAGCUCAGGCUGCAGCUUCUGCCUCUCUUCCCCAAAACAGACAAAUGGGACAGAAUGAAAACCAAAUGUGUCCAGAUGUGGUGAAACCAACAGAGGAGAAAAUUGUGAUUAUCAAACAGGUUUCUCAGGCAGAGAAUAAAGUCAGUCCCAUCAUGUCCACUGCUGCCGAGAAUAAACCUGAGAGAGUGGUGUCGUCAUUAGUGUGGAGCAAGAACAGUCAAACAGAGACAGAAAGCAAAGUAGAAGUGACUGAAGGUAAGGAGAAAGGAAAUUUGUACGACGGUGAGUCUACAUGUAAAGACAAGCCUGAGUCUCCAACUGUCUCAUGUGAGAAAAAGAUAUUAGACUCUGUUUCUGUUGAGGAGGUCAUUGAGAAAGUGAUAAAACCUCCAAGUUCUGAUCAAGAUGGCUCCUCAGGAGAAUCAAAGGUAACAUGUCACAUGGAGAAAACUGAGCAAGAGGAUGGUACUGCGAUGACUCAGAUUUUGCUGGAGUCCAAGAUGGAGGAAGAGUUAGAUGUGUCUCAGGAUUCUACGCUGGAUGACCUACUGAGUCAGGAGGUGAAGAAGGUAUCACUGGAGGACAUCAAGGUCACAGCAACAGGAAGCAUGAUCCAGACUCUGUUAAGUGGCUUAGACACAGGUGAGAACUUGCAAAACAAGACGGUCAAAGUGGAGAUCAUUGAGGAACCCGUGGAGACUCACAUUGAUGUGCAGUGUGAGGCUGAGCACAGGUCAGAGUCUACUUUAUAUGAGCAAUCUUCAACAUAUUACCAAAUUGAAGAGCAAGAAAAUAUCCCUGACUCUCAAAGUCAGAGGUGUGAUGAUGAGCCAAUAAAAACUUUUGUGGCAGAUGAGAGCCACAGCAUGGAGGGAUCUGUGCAAAUUCAGGAGAUCUCACGAGAGAGUGAAUCACCAUAUUUCUGUCAGGAGCAAGAGUCUCACGAGUACUUCAUCUCCACACCUGAUGAAAAUCUGUCUGAUGUAGAGGAAGAUGGUGGAAUAACCUCAUCUGGUCAUUUCGGAAUUGUGGAUGACCUAUCAGAUGAGCGGUAUUAUGAAGAUGGACUUCCCCAGAAAAGAAUGUCUCCCGAGGUCUUCGAUGAGUGGAAGUUAAUUUCAAGUGACCACACGUUUGUCCCAGAAUGCAUAAUUGAAGAAGAGAUUCAUGUUUCUCCUACAGUGCAGGAGUCAGUGCUGGAACUCCUCAGAGAGGACUCUUUGGAGCCCAAAGAACAGCUGACGGAAACCCUAGAGAAGAUACAAGAUGCAGUGUCAGGCCCAUUAAAGGAGGAACUGGCUUAUCUCACCAAACUCAGCCGUGAAAGUCCAGACAGUUUGGCUGUUGAUGUUAAAAGAGUGCAGCAGUCAAGCGACAACGGAACUACGACCAUAGUCGCGGAGUUGAAUGUCUCUCAGACUCUAGAAGACUCUGGACUGCUGGAUAUGGAAGAUCUAUCUGAAGAGCAGAUCAUGGCAGCUCUAAGCUCUUCUCCUACAAGUCUUGACAAGGUUUUCCAGGGAGGAGCAGGAGGGUACACCCUGAGGGUCUCCAAAGAUGAUGUUCCACACAGUGAAGGUGACAAAGAAGAGCACACAGCUGACAUCACUGACAAGCAGAUCAAACUGGAGCCUUCAGGAAAGCCGUUCACCUUUCAGAUGGACGUGCACAGCAGCCAGGUUCAGUCUACAGCUGAGCCACUGCUGCAGACCACAAUCACUGAGACCCCACUGAAGAUCUCACAUGAGAAAAAAAUCGCAACGGUUUAUCUUGAAAGUCCUCCAGAUGACUAAUAAACUACACUUUGUGGUGGAUCUACAGUACGUGCUGUAGUGUACAUUCACAGCUUGCUUUGACACAGAAGUCCACACAUGUAGUUUUGACACUGGUUGCAGAUGUUGUGUUGUUUAUACAUUAAUAAUCACAGUAAACAAGAUUUCCAUGGAAAGCUGGAAGGCUGGAAAGCACGUAUUCCUGGUAGGGUAAUAAUGCUCAUUAUUAUUACCUCCAAACUAGAGUCACAGUUCUGACUUUGGUCCUUGUCAGAUCUUUGACAUCAUAAAGCAUGAUUUCCACAGAAUGAAAAAAGGAAACCUUAAUGCCUCGUAAUACAACAUAAAAACAUUAAGGCAGAUUGUGAUCAACAUUUGCUCAACUUCAUAUACCCAAAAAGCAUCUCUCCAGAAGCGCACAGCCACAGGCUGAGGGCGAGCUCCUAACCCGACAGUCCUCCUCUUACGGUUAGCUGAGGUCAUUUUAAUUCUAAACCACAUGGCAAGCAUAAAAAAUCUCAAUUAACUUUUUUUCCCUUUAUUAAUUGCAGCAAUACCUGACAAAACAUUUAUUUAAUUUUCUGCAGUAUAGCGCGCGCACACACACACACACAUAUAUAUAUAUAUAUACACACAGUAUUUUUUUUAACCAGUUGGGAGGUCCUGCAACCUAUACUGAGGUGCAAAUUCUAUCAUGGAAAAAUCCUACGUUCACUAUUAUCAAAAGUGUUGCGUUUAUAUUUUUGUUGAGUAUAUAUAUAUACACACAGUAUUUUUUUUAACCAGUUGGGAGGUCCUGCAACCUAUACUGAGGUGCAAAUUCUAUCAUGGAAAAAUCCUACGUUCACUAUUAAUAAUAAAUAACUGUAUGUAUAUGACGUUCCCAGGAAUUGAAGCAUGAAACAAAAACUCCAAAAAACAAAA
Molecule: messenger RNA, 3945 nt
Organism: Thalassophryne amazonica
Lineage: Eukaryota; Metazoa; Chordata; Actinopteri; Batrachoidiformes; Batrachoididae
Gene: synm
Product: synemin, intermediate filament protein
Exons: 4
Coding region: 37-3042 (1001 amino acids)
Biological process (GO): fast-twitch skeletal muscle fiber contraction; intermediate filament cytoskeleton organization
Cellular component (GO): sarcolemma; costamere; intermediate filament
Molecular function (GO): structural constituent of cytoskeleton; vinculin binding; structural constituent of muscle
Source: RefSeq, a predicted model, not a curated record